Molecule: messenger RNA, 1260 nt
Organism: Trichomonas vaginalis G3
Lineage: Eukaryota; Parabasalia; Trichomonadida; Trichomonadidae
Product: phage tail repeat-like family
Exons: 1
Coding region: 1-1260 (419 amino acids)
Source: RefSeq, a predicted model, not a curated record
AUGAAGAAAGCAGAUAAAGAAUAUGUUGCUGCUGUGUUAGAGAAGAAAGCAGAUAAAACUUAUGUUAAUGAAAAAGAUAAUGAAAUUAAAGAAAGGGUUGAAUGGUAUCAUGAAUGGACAUCAAAGAUUUUAAAAACUAAAGCUGAUACAGGAUGGGUUUCAGGAUGUUUAGACCUUAAAGCGGAUAAAACUUAUGUUAACGAUGAGUUAGAGAAGAAAGCAAAUUUGGUUUAUGUUGAUGAAAUAUACCAAAGUUUGAUAGGAACAAAAAAUAUUGAAACUAUUGUUGGUGACUUUUAUGUCAAUGAAGAAAAUAAAUAUUUUAGAUGGGAGUUUGUACACUCCUUAAAAAAUGGUAUACGGUAUAAACUCAUUCCGAAAAAUAACAAUGAAAUGUAUGUAAGCUAUAAAAAGAAUGAUGACACACAAGUUAAAGUUCCAUUAGACAACAACUGCUACUUAAACUUAUAUGGAGACGAACAAAAGAAAUAUUUAAGAGUUUAUGAAAUGACAGAUAUGACAUUGCCUAACCCAGCUCCAGCACCAUAUUAUUAUGACUAUGGAGAUGACGACAGAACACCACAUGUAGAUGAACAAAAGCUAACAUUAUAUUUAGAUUAUUAUAGAUAUAAAAGAUAUAAUGCAAUAGAAAAAACGAGAAUAGUAUAUUAUUAUACAGAUGACAGAAAUAAAUAUUAUAGUCAAGAUUUUACCUACCCUGAAAACAUAAGAUUAUAUUAUAAAAAAUAUUCCGACACAAACCAGAAGAAACCUGAAAUAGUUGCAUUAUAUUUUAAGUUCAAAAGAGACAAUCCUAUAAUAUCUCAUAUGUUUGAUUUAAUGAACCCAGUAGGUUCUAUUUAUACAUCUAUGGAUGCAAGAGGUCCUCAAGUAAUGUUUGGUGUUGGUGCAUGGGAACAAAUAGUCGACAGGUUUUUGUAUUGUGCAAACUCUUCAAAGGAAACAGGAGGUUCAAAGAAAAUAAAUAUUGAAAACAUUCCACCGCACACUCAUACAGGAACUACAAACUUUUCUGGUGACCAUAGUCACUCAUUAAGAGACCACCCAUUAUACAACUCAGAAUAUUAUGCUGGCAAUGACGUUUUAUCUCCAGAUUAUAACCAUUCGGCAAAAAAGACUUUUCGACCAACUGAACCAGGAGGAAAUCAUUCACACACUUUCACAACAAAUCCAACAGGCUUGGGUAAAGAUUACAUGCCACCAUUUAUGACUGUAUUCGCAUGGUACCGCAUUUAUUGA